Dryobates pubescens (Downy woodpecker) is the source of this 2649-nucleotide messenger RNA. RefSeq names its product TNF alpha induced protein 2 (gene TNFAIP2). Gene Ontology annotation, cellular component: exocyst. Lineage: Eukaryota; Metazoa; Chordata; Aves; Piciformes; Picidae. The coding region runs from base 65 to 2125 and encodes 686 amino acids. The transcript is spliced from 12 exons. Gene Ontology annotation, biological process: exocytosis; exocyst localization. Gene Ontology annotation, molecular function: SNARE binding. The record is from RefSeq and is a predicted model, not a curated record.
AUCUGUCACACGCCGCCGCCGCCCCGCGAGCCCGCCCGGGACCCGCCGCCGAGCUAGAAGGAAAAUGAUGAAAAUGCUGCCUUUUUUCCAAAGUGGUCCUCUUGGAAUACGCAAUGGAUCAGAGGGUUGUAUUGGUUCAAACAGGCAGCUUGAAAACCCUUCAACAUCAGUAGCUGCCUGUCCUGAACCUACUGGAGAUGAAAUCUGGUCCAGGGACAAGGAGAAGAUGAGUGAAAGGCCAGAGGCAGCCUGCAGGCCUUCGCGUGCAUCUUCCAUCACAAGCAAUGGGAGCUGCAUCUCGGCUGGGGACAGCCCUGAAAAAGGGAAGAAAGGCAUAAAGGGAAUCCUCACAAGUGCACUUAAGAAAAUGAAAAAGAACAAGCCUCCCAGUGUCAAACAAGUCAUGGAUGUCCUUGAAGAGCAAAAGCUUUGUGAUGCUGCUCAGCUUCUGAUUGUCCUGGAGAGGAGCCUGUCUAGCAAAAGUGAGGAGGGAUUAAACACCAGCCAGCAAGACAUCGAGUCCGUCCAUGAAGUUCUGAAGCACAAAGUCUUCAGCAUCCUGAAAGACUCCAUACAGCACGUGAAAACAAACCCAGAACUGCUACAGCAGGCAAUAGAGGCACUAAAGGAGCAGGAGAAAGAAGAUCAGAACUACACAUCAGAGAAUCCAGCUGACCCAAACCAAUUUAGACCUAGAAAAUGGAAAGAGAUUUGGGUGGCUACAGUAAAGGAGUCAGUAGAGUCUCGAAUGAAAGACACGAGCCGUACUCCUAGAACUGAGAACCUCUCUACAGUUGGCCAGAACCUCCUACACAUGGGAAAGACAAUGAAAGAAGAUUUGACAGUAGUUGCAAAGUACAUUAAACAGCUUUAUCCUCCUGAGUUUAAGGUGUUCAGUAUGUAUGCUGAACUGUACCACAAUUAUUUUGCCUCUCAAGCAAAGAAAAAUGCUGAGUCUUAUCUGGAAGACAAGGAUAUUUACCUUCUCCUCUCAUGGGUGCACAAUAUUUAUCCAAAAGAUAUGAGAAAAGAUCAUGUUUUAGCGGAGGAGUUGGAAAAAGUUAAGCUUGGAAGCCUUUUGCCAUCAAGUCUGAGCAAAGACCUUGAAAAGAAAUACCUUGACAGUGAAGAGGCUACUAUCAAAAAUUCACUGACCAAAUGUUUAGAUAAAGAAAUCCAAAGAUGGAAAGAAGACCAAGAACCAGAGAAACUAAAUGGCCAUUUUCAGAGUGAACUACUAGCAAUAUUUGUCAUCCAGAGUAUCUACAGUGGCCAGACACGAGCCAAGGACAUCAGUGCCUCGGUGGGUGAGGAGCUGUCACGUCGGCUGUGGAAGGAGCUGCCUGCCUUCCUGAAAAGCUACAAGGAUGCUUUUGAAGACUUUAAGGAGAAGAGCAAGAAGCACAGAUACUACAAGCCUACACUGAUUGCAAAUAUUAACAACUGCUGGAAUUUUAGAGACUAUGCAGAGAAAAACAUGUCAGAAAAGGACAACAAUAAAGCCAUUAUCCUCAGCACUCUAGGUGACAUCGAAAGCAGUGUCUUUGAUGUGCUACUUCAACAGCUGUUCGUCCAGCUGAAGCCAAUUUAUAAGAAGUUUACAGAAAAUAAGUGGGACUCCAGCAAUGAAGUUAUGAAUGAGAUCAUUAAAACCACCAGCAAACAUAUUUCAGACUUCCGGACCUUAAAGGACCCUUUCUAUCAUGCUAUCAUUGAGAAGAUCCAUGCUCGUUUGGUUAAAGAGUACAUUGUGAGGCUGCUGAAGAGGAAAGUCAGCCUGAAAACUCCAGCACAACAGCAAACCCUGGCUCAACACAUCUCCAAGAAUGCUGCUGACCUGGAAGCCUUCUGCACCAGCAAUGGGUCUCAAGCCACGUGGCUGAAUUCAGCACUCCCCAAACUGGCUGAAAUAAUCCGACUUCAGGAUUUAGGUGCUAUUAAAAUUGAAGUUGCAACACUCGCCACAAUAUACCCAGAUAUCCGCAAAAGGCACCUCGAAGCGUUCCUGCACAUCAAGGCCAAUUUGUCACGCAGUGAACUGAAAAGCAUCCUGGGCUACUUGGCAGACAGCACAGCAUCUGCACUGCCUGAGGCUCCACUCUUCUCCAGCAUACACAUGUCCUAGGCCAAGGCAUUGCCUGGCACCUGCUUGUGCUGGACUGUUGUCUAAGCUGAGUUGGAGACUGUCCCCUGAAGCACAGUGCAUACUGCUGCCUUUUCCAGUGGAAGGUACUCUGCCCUAAUCUGGUGCUCAGCACCUCUGGGUAACACUCUUCCAUGAAGGGCUGGGAGGAAGGUGCACCUGCAGUAGGAGUAGUGCCCAUAAGGUCCAGGGCUGCUACUCAGACCAGUCAUGGACUCCUUCCAUGUCCUCCUUAGUACCACCACAUUCUCUGCCUGGACGCUGCCAUGGUGCUCUGACCUCCUUCUACCUCACAGGAUGCCAUGAAGGCCACAUUACUGAUUCCUCAACUAGCCCAGACUGAGCAGGCACCUCCUGUGUAAUAUUUUGUCUUCUAAGGAAAUGGAGGGAAACAAAAACUGAAGACAAAAUUUAGAGAUGUUGGAUAAGUCUCAUGUGAGCAUGCUUUCACCCAAACUGCUUUCAUCUGAGCCAGAGGUGGUGGCUAUGUUAGGCUGAUUGGAGAG